Arachis duranensis is the source of this 357-nucleotide messenger RNA. Its product is annotated as glycine-rich RNA-binding protein 3, mitochondrial-like. NCBI's taxonomy places the organism in Eukaryota, Viridiplantae, Streptophyta, Magnoliopsida, Fabales, Fabaceae. The coding region runs from base 1 to 357 and encodes 118 amino acids. Gene Ontology annotation, molecular function: RNA binding. The record is from RefSeq and is a predicted model, not a curated record. The transcript is spliced from 5 exons.
AUGGGCUUCUUCCGCAAUCUUGUUUUGAAGAUCGCCUUCUCUUGGGACACAGAUUUGACCUUGCUGCUGCUGCCGUCUGAGCCGCCGCCAGGGGAAGCCGCUGCCGUCGUUACCACCACAGCACAAGAGAAUCCACCACAGCAAGGAAAGGAACGUGUUUCGUAUUCUACUAAUGAGCAAAGUUUCAGGGAGGUUUUUGGAAAAUAUGGUGAUGUUGUUGAUGCAAGGAUAAUUGUGUACCGUGAUUUUGGCAGAUCCAGAGGAUUUGGGUUUAUUACUUACAGUUCGGUUGAGGAGGCGUCAAGUGCCAUUCAGGCCUUAGAUGGGCAGGGAAUAAUGGUUGAAAAACAACAAUGA